AGUCAGGUCAUCAACCAUCGCCUCCACUUUCAGAAAAUUCUACAGAAGUUUGAUGCUCAAGUUGGCUGAUACAUAAUGGUUAAUGCUACAAAGGGACUUUUCAUUUCAUGCGACAUUCCUAUGGCGCAGUUCAUCAUCAACUUUAAUGCUUCUCUGCCGGCAUCACAGAAGUUCAUCAUACACGUUUUGGACAACACUCACUUGUUCGUGCAGCCUCACAUGGCCGACAUGUUAAGGAAUGCCAUUGCAGAAUUCAGGGAACAAAACUCCUAUGAGAAGCCAACUUGAUGACUUCUUUCCAUUCUAUACAUUUCUCGGCCAGAUGAUUACAAUGAGGGAGACUUGGCCUACCUUUUUGUGUAACGUCAGUAAAAUUACAUUUUGCGGCUGGACAUGGCAGAGACACAAGAGCUUUUCGUCUGAAUGUAAAAUGCUCGUGUCUAGUUUCUAUAUUUCGAAACGGGCAAAAUUUGCCGCAAACGCUUGGAUUGACUUUACGUAAUGAGUCUCCCUUCGGCAUUGACAAAACCAA
Molecule: messenger RNA, 532 nt
Organism: Eucalyptus grandis
Lineage: Eukaryota; Viridiplantae; Streptophyta; Magnoliopsida; Myrtales; Myrtaceae
Product: general transcription and DNA repair factor IIH subunit TFB5
Exons: 3
Coding region: 76-288 (70 amino acids)
Biological process (GO): nucleotide-excision repair; nucleotide-excision repair, preincision complex assembly; transcription initiation at RNA polymerase II promoter
Cellular component (GO): transcription factor TFIIH holo complex; transcription factor TFIIH core complex
Source: RefSeq, a predicted model, not a curated record